AUGACGCUCAAUAGUGAAGAUCUCUCAUCCCUAUCACAGGGAGUCGCAUCAUCCGUUUCAAAAUUCCAAUCUACGGGAGACGAAAAUGAUCGGUUGCAAGCUUUGGAGGAGGCUAGACAUCUCACUAGGGUCUUGCAAGCUCCAGCCCAUCUGAUAAAGGAUGUAUUCUUGUCGCCUGGUAUCCCUAUGGCCAUCAAAAUAGCUCACGACAUGGGCAUAUUUGCUUGCUUGAGCAAGGCUACGUCGGUUGUGACCUGCGAGGAGCUUGCGGCACCUACAGGCGCCGAUCAGGUCCUUGUCGAAAGGAUCAUGCGUGUGCUUAACGCCAAUGGGUUUGCUGCCGAGGAGUCGUCUGGUCGAUUCAUGGAUCUCCUACCUGCGUAUCAUAAAACGCCUAUGUUCCUCAGUCAAACGCAAUAUAAAAACCCAGGCGACCAUAGAAACGCGCCUUUCCAACGCGCGUAUGACACGAAGCUGUCAUUUUUCGAAUGGCUAGGUCAAAAUCCGCCGGCCUUGGCCCGGUUCAAUACCUUCAUGGAAGGGACUCGAGCUCAUUUCAGUCACUGGGCUGAAUGGUUCCCUGUCCAAGAUAGAUUGAUUGACGGAGCCCGGUGCGAUGGUCGCACUCCAUUUUUGGUGGAUAUCGGCGGAGGUCGUGGCCACGAUCUCAUGGGACUGAAGCUAAGAUAUCCCCAGCUCCCUGGACCACUGGUCCUUGCAGAAAUGCCCUGGGUCAUAGACGAGAUCCAGAGCCUGGAUAGUGAUAUCCAGAGAGUCAAGCAUGACUUUUUCACCGCUCAGCCAGUGAAAGGAGCACGUGCUUAUUACCUGAAGUGGAUUCUUCACGACUACACCGAUGAAAACUGCCGCAAGAUCCUACUCAAUAUAGUGGGGGCGAUGGAAAGAGGCUAUUCAAAGAUCUUGAUUGAAGAAAAUGUGCUCCCUGAAAUCAAUGCUGGUUAUACCGAAACUAUGCUUGAUAUGAUUCUUAUGGCCGUAUGCCCUGGUAUAGAGCGUACGGAGGCGAUGUGGACUCGACUCUUCAGCUCGGUUGGUCUGAAGAUCUCUAAGAUUUGGGCGCCUACCCGUGACACGACAGGGAUUAUGGAGCUUGAAUUACAGGAUUGA
Molecule: messenger RNA, 1128 nt
Organism: Penicillium griseofulvum
Lineage: Eukaryota; Fungi; Ascomycota; Eurotiomycetes; Eurotiales; Aspergillaceae
Product: Winged helix-turn-helix transcription repressor DNA-binding
Exons: 5
Coding region: 1-1128 (375 amino acids)
Molecular function (GO): O-methyltransferase activity
Source: RefSeq, a predicted model, not a curated record